Molecule: messenger RNA, 2405 nt
Organism: Schizophyllum commune H4-8
Lineage: Eukaryota; Fungi; Basidiomycota; Agaricomycetes; Agaricales; Schizophyllaceae
Product: glycoside hydrolase family 15 protein
Exons: 22
Coding region: 65-2281 (738 amino acids)
Biological process (GO): carbohydrate metabolic process
Molecular function (GO): hydrolase activity, hydrolyzing O-glycosyl compounds
Source: RefSeq, a predicted model, not a curated record
GUCGUCUAGGCUUUCCCUCUCCCUUCGCCUGCAAAAGCGUCUUAUCCCGCCAAUUGUCUCAUUCAUGAGCGCCUACCAUAGGAUGAACGUCCUGCACCCGAGCCCCGACCGCGACUACAUACCCAUCUCUGACCAUGCUCUAAUUGGGAACUUGAGGACCGCGGCGCUCAUCAGCAUCGACGGCUCUGUCGAAAGCUAUUGCGUGCCCAACUUCGACUCCCCCUCCAUUUUCGCGCGCAUUGUGGAUAAGGACAAGGGCGGGCACUUCUCGAUCACACCCACUGUACCAUUCACGACGAAGCAGAACUACCUGCCGAGCUCGAAUGUAUUGCAGACCAAGUUCAUGAACGAACACGGUGUCGCGAGCGUCACGGACUUCCUUCCCCGUGUACCGACUACGGAGUCCGGAUCGAAGAAACCGCUCCUCCCAUGGCUCAUUCGGCGUGUCGAGGUCAUCCGUGGUCAAAUGCCCAUGACCAUGCAAUGCGCCCCGGCUUUCAACUACGCGCGCUCGAAGCACACUAUGGAAAUCAUCGAGGACGACUCGAGCCCAUACGCCUUCGUUUCCUCGCGCUUCCGCCACAUGAAGGCGAUGUUCAAGUCCGAGGACGGCAUGAACCUUGAUCUGCGUUAUGUCGUGGAGAGUACGAUGGAGGCCGUCAAUCCUCCGGUCAUCCGCCUGGAGUCGCUCGACCUCACUACGAAGGGCCAUAAGGGCCUUGCGGCGUCUGCGGACCUCAACCUCGACGCUGGGCAGUGCGUCACGUUCGUGUUGCGCUCGCCACCCAGCGAGUACCCGGCGUUCUUCUACUCCCAGACCCCUAUGCAAAGCCGCGCCCCGUCACCCUCCCUACUCUCCAAAGCUGCGAAAGACGCCAAGAUCCAGAUCGACGGCGACGUCCCGGAGAACACCCAGAACAGCAUCAGCGCCCAGUCAUCUGCCGACAUAGCCACACCGCCGGCCCUGGUCCCCGUCUCCUCCUUGGGUCACGGACGAACGCGACCCGUGGAUGACCCUUACCUAACCGCGGAGCUCAUUGCGGCGCUGUUGAAGGCAACCAACAAAUACUGGAACGACUGGGUGCGCAAGUCCAAGUACGACGGGUUGUGGAAGGAGGCAGUGCACCGGAGCGCGCUCGCGCUGAAGCUGCUGAUUUUCGAGCCGACGGGCGCGGUCAUCGCGAGCCCGACGUUCUCGUUGCCGGAGUACAUCGGUGGUACGCGGAACUGGGAUUACCGCUUCUCGUGGAUUCGUGAUUCGUCCUUCAUCCUCUACGCGCUCAUCCGGUUGGGCUACACCCAUGAGGCCAACGCUUACAUGGAGUUCAUCUUUGAGCGCCUUCGCGACAAGAACCCAGACGGCAGCAUCCAAAUCAUGUACACCAUCCACGGUUCAAAGGAUCUCGAGGAGGAAGAGCUCAACCACCUUGACGGUCACAAGGGCUCGAAGCCUGUACGCAUUGGCAACGGCGCGGCUGACCACGUCCAGUUGGAUAUCUAUGGCGAGCUGAUGGACUGUAUCUACCUGGGUCAGAAGUUCGGGAAGCCAUUGUCAUACGAUGACUGGGUGCUUGUUCGCGAUCUGGUGGACUACGUCGUGUCAAUAUGGCAACAGCCUGACUUGUCGAUCUGGGAAGUCCGGAAUCAGAAGCGGAACUUCACGUAUUCCAAGAUCAUGCUAUGGGUUGCCAUCGACCGAGGAAUUCGCCUCGCCGAAAAGCGCUCCUUCCCCUGCCCGCAGCGCGAGAAGUGGUACGCGGCGCGGGACGCGAUCUACGAGGAGAUUAUGCAGAAGGCGUGGAACACGGACCUCAAGGCGUUCGGGCAGAGCUACGAGAAGAACGAUGUGAUGGACUCGGCGGUGCUGAUCAUGCCGCUGGUGUUCUUCCUGCAUGGUUCGGACCCGCGCUUCCUCAGCACGCUCAAGCAAAUCUUGAAGACGCCGGAGAGGGGUGGCUUGACGUCGAAUAACCUUGUUUACCGGUACGACGUCAAGAAGGCGGACGAUGGUGUCGGUGGCGAGGAAGGCACUUUCUGCUUGUGCACGCUUUGGUGUGUCGAAGCGCUCGCUCGUGCAGGCGAGUACGACAAGGCGAUGCUAAGGAAGGCCGUCAGCAUGUUCGAGGACUUCCUGCUCUACCUUAACCACGUCGGCUUGUGCACGGAAGAGAUCUCGGAGGCCGGCGAGGGCCUCGGCAACGCUGUGCAGGGCUUCACACACGUCACUCUCAUCUCGGCGGCGUAUAACCUGUCGCGCAACCUCCAACGCUUGAGCGAUUGAGCUCGGUCUUGAAGCGCGCGCAUGGACGCUAAUGGCAAGGGACGAAAGUAGAAGUAGAAUAAUUCUCGUAGACGUAGACGAUCUUGUAUAAAUACAGCAAGCUUACCUUCUAACGUGUCCCGUU